Molecule: messenger RNA, 1070 nt
Organism: Cutaneotrichosporon oleaginosum
Lineage: Eukaryota; Fungi; Basidiomycota; Tremellomycetes; Trichosporonales; Trichosporonaceae
Biological process (GO): protein catabolic process; protein modification process
Molecular function (GO): protein-N-terminal glutamine amidohydrolase activity; protein-N-terminal asparagine amidohydrolase activity
Source: RefSeq, a predicted model, not a curated record
AAGCUCAUCAUGAGCGUCCCGCCCCCCUCCCUUCCGCCACGGUACCGCGCCCAGCCCCUGCGCGUCGCCUGUGUGCAGUACGACGUCAAGAUGGGCCGCGUGGCCGAGAACGCGGCCAAGGUCGAGGCCAUGACUGCGGGCCUGGCGCCCGGCGCGCUCGACCUCCUCGUCCUCCCCGAGAUGGCAUUGAGCGGAUACAUGUUCGCGACGCCCGCCGCCAUCGCGCCGUACCUCGAGACACCGGGGGGUCCCACGGCACGCCUGGCCACGGCUCUCGCGUCGCGUCUCAAGUGCUACGUCGUAGCGGGAUAUCCCGAGGCCAUCCCCGGCGCCGACAUCGACCUGGGGGUGGGGUACAACUCGGCUGUGCUCGCGGGACCGGAGGGUGUCAUCGGGAACUACCGCAAGACGUUCCGUUUCGACACGGACAAGACGUGGGCGCGCGAGGGCGAUGGCUUUGCGUUCUUCGACCUCCCCCAGCCACUGGGGCGGGUCGGCGUCGGCAUAUGCAUGGACUUGAAUCCCCGUGAUUUCAUCGCGCCGUGGAAUGCGUACGAGCUCGCCACGUUCGCCGUAGAUAACGCCGUGGACAUGCUCGUCGUUCCGAUGAAUUGGCUCGAUCCGGCGGAACAGGACGACUCGGACAGCGACGAGGACGACGGCCUCGCGGUCCCGCCGCGCGACCCGAACGCCCCGUCCGAGUCUAAUCUCAAUUACUGGGCGGCGCGCUUGGCGCCCCUGCACGACCCGACGCCGCGAUACGACGAGGGAACGCCGGCCGCGGGAAGGGAGGUCGUGUUCGUCGCGGCGAACCGCGUGGGCACGGAGGAAGGGACGACGUUUGCGGGCACGAGCUGCGUCAUGGCCAUCAGCAGCGUGCCGAGCCGCAUCGAGCUCAUCGAGGUCUGCAGCCGGAGCGAGGAGCGCGUCCUCGUCGCGGAGAUUGCAUAGAUGUAUAUGUAUAGUGGCGGCAUUGUCCGCGGGGUAUUGUGUGGCUGGGAGUUGGUGUGCGGCGCAGGCUAGUGCACACGAGAUACAGUGGGCCACUACUUGGCCUUCUUCGCCGCACG